CUUCGCGCACCUCAUGGAAUCCCUUCUGCAGCACCUGGAUCGCUUUUCCGAGCUUCUGGCGGUCUCAAGCACUACCUACGUCAGCACCUGGGACCCCGCCACCGUGCGCCGGGCCUUGCAGUGGGCGCGCUACCUGCGCCACAUCCAUCGGCGCUUUGGUCGGCAUGGCCCCAUUCGCACGGCUCUGGAGCGGCGGCUGCACAACCAGUGGAGGCAAGAGGGCGGCUUUGGGCGGGGUCCAGUUCCGGGAUUAGCGAACUUCCAGGCCCUCGGUCACUGUGACGUCCUGCUCUCUCUGCGCCUGCUGGAGAACCGGGCCCUCGGGGAUGCAGCUCGUUACCACCUGGUGCAGCAACUCUUUCCCGGCCCGGGCGUCCGGGACGCCGAUGAGGAGACACUCCAAGAGAGCCUGGCCCGCCUUGCCCGCCGGCGGUCUGCGGUGCACAUGCUGCGCUUCAAUGGCUAUAGAGAGAACCCAAAUCUCCAGGAGGACUCUCUGAUGAAGACCCAGGCGGAGCUGCUGCUGGAGCGUCUGCAGGAGGUGGGGAAGGCCGAAGCGGAGCGUCCCGCCAGGUUUCUCAGCAGCCUGUGGGAGCGCUUGCCUCAGAACAACUUCCUGAAGGUGAUAGCGGUGGCGCUGUUGCAGCCGCCUUUGUCUCGUCGGCCCCAAGAAGAGUUGGAACCCGGCAUCCACAAAUCACCUGGAGAGGGGAGCCAAGUGCUAGUCCACUGGCUUCUGGGGAAUUCGGAAGUCUUUGCUGCCUUUUGUCGCGCCCUCCCAGCCGGGCUUUUGACUUUAGUGACUAGCCGCCACCCAGCGCUGUCUCCUGUCUAUCUGGGUCUGCUAACAGACUGGGGUCAACGUUUGCACUAUGACCUUCAGAAAGGCAUUUGGGUUGGAACUGAGUCCCAAGAUGUGCCCUGGGAGGAGUUGCACAAUAGGUUUCAAAGCCUCUGUCAGGCCCCUCCACCUCUGAAAGAUAAAGUUCUAACUGCCCUGGAGACCUGUAAAGCGCAGGAUGGAGAUUUUGAAGUACCUGGUCUUAGCAUCUGGACAGACCUCUUAUUAGCUCUUCGUAGUGGUGCAUUUAGGAAAAGACAAGUUUUGGGUCUCAGCGCAGGCCUCAGUUCUGUAUAGGCAAUGCUGUGUUAUUACUUGAAUAUAGAAUAUAUAGUUUACAAAAUGAAAAUUACAAUGUUCUCACCAAAUAUAUGCCUUCGUGUGUCCAAAGUAUAAUUAUUUUAGAUGCUAAUUUUGAAUAGUUUAUUAAACAGUUAUAAAUAUGCAAAGUAGCUGGCAUGUAGUGUCACGGAUUUUCUGGAUAGAGGAAGUGAUUGGAAGUACUCCACUUAAAGCCAUGGAAUUAGCAAUAGUUUGCUUUUUAAUAGAAGGCCCAUUUGUAAGAAUGUUGAAAAUAUGUGUACCGUUUAAAGAAAAAGCAGCUUUAAAGUGACAAACAAAAUACCCUUUUUCUUUUAGUAUGGUUUAUUUUUCUAGGUUUUCUGUCCCUCCCUCAGUAGUGAAGAGUUUUCUUUAUUCCUGGCAGUGUCAGGAAUAUUGGUUUGAAAAGCUGUUGGCCUAUCUGGAGUUUGGCCUUGUUAACCUAGUAUUCUAACCAGUUAACCAGCCUUAGUAUGCAUUAAAAUUGUAUUGUUCAGAAAGUUUGUUUCUCAUUUUCUGCAAAUUCUUACUUUGAAAAUGAAUCACCACAUAGUAUGUCCCUUUAAAGCAUUGACGCACAGACAAAUGUUUAAAGCACAGUAAAUACGAAUAUAUGCCUUUGGAUAUUAAAUUAAUGCUUGAUGAUAAAAGAAUCAAACUUUUUUUUUUUUGAGAUGGAGUCUCGCUCUGUCACCCAGACUGGAGUGCAGUGGUGUGAUCACUGCUCAGUGCAACCUCUGCCUCCCAGGAUCAAGCAAUUCUGACUCAGCCUCCCAAGUAGCUGGGAUUACAGGCGCAGGCCACCAUGCCCGGCUAAUUUUUUGUAUUUUUAGUAGAGACGGGGUUUCACCAUGCUGGCCAGGCUGGUCUCAAACACCUGACCUUGUGAUCCGUCCGCCUUGGCCUCCCAAAGUGCUGGGAUUACAGGCGUGAGCCACCGCGCCUGGCCAAAACAACAUUUUAAGUAGAAGAUCCAGGUUUUAGUGCAGCUUCUGCCGUUAACUAGGUUAAUAAAUCACAACCUUGGGGCCACAGUUGCCUUAUAUGUAAAUGAAGUGUUUAGAAUAAAAUAGUUAAAUUUCCUUAUUUUUCCCUUGGUGGCUGCCCUGUGGAAACAGUUUAGAAUAUUUGUUUUGUGUGUAGGAACCUAGUUGUGUUAGUUUACCUGGGUGUUCCACAGCUGAUAGUGAUUGCCUUGAAUAAAUUCAAGGGCAAUUUAUUCAUUUUUACUAGGGAGAUAGACCUUUACAGCAAUCAAGAUAUUUUUGUCCAUAUCCAGGUUAGCUGGUAAGAGGAUUUUUUUGGAGAAAAAAAUGAUAUUUAGAAAGUUAAUUUCUAAUUCCGGAAUGGAAUAAAAACAAUAUGAGUAGUGUAAUCUUGUAGAAAAAGAGUUGUAUAAUCUUGUAGAAUUUCUCAUUCUGUGGUACAACCCAGGGGUAAACUAUUAUUCCAGUAGUCAGUACACUUUUCUAGAUAAAUCUUGAGUGAAAACCAGCAAUUUCUUUUUCCUUGUGGUCUGAUUCCUUUUUCUAAUCCAUGAAGGCCAUCUUGUAGAUUACAUUUAUCAUUAAUGCAAGAAUAAAGACAAUUCCUCCUGUCAGUUGCGUGAAUUUUUUUUAAGAAACAACCCAGUGAAGAGUUCUACCAUAGCAAGGCCUAAUGUUAGCUUUAGCUUUAGAAAAUAACAGUUUGUGAACUUACUUCCCUAUAUUUGCAGCUGUAUCUCACACUAUGAUUUACAAUAAAAUUGUAAAGAUUGACAAUAGACUUAAGAAAUAACAUUUUAAAAUCUAUUUUAUACUUACCAUUUAUUAUUCUGUUAUUUUAGUCUCCAUAUGUUCAUUACAUACAUAAUCUUAUUUAAUCUUCACACCAAAACUGUAUUCUUAUGAAUAUACGCUAAAAGAUUAAGUAAAAUGCCCAAGGGUAUAAACAAAAGCAACAUGAAAGUGGAAGCCGUAUCUGUCAUUUAUUUUAUUUCCAGAAGCCUAGCACAGUGUCCAGCAUAUGGUAGAUACUUGUAGUGUUUGAAUAAAUGAAACCAGCAUUAGAGCUUUAUAUACUUUCUCUUAAGGACUUGAAAAGAUUAGGAAUCUACGCAUACACUGAGAGAGAAAAAAGUGAGAGGA
This is a messenger RNA of Homo sapiens (human), 3291 nucleotides long. It is a transcript of the gene FANCF, whose product is annotated as FA complementation group F. Gene Ontology annotation, cellular component: Fanconi anaemia nuclear complex; nucleus. The record is from RefSeq and is marked reviewed. Gene Ontology annotation, biological process: interstrand cross-link repair. The transcript has a single exon. The coding region runs from base 14 to 1138 and encodes 374 amino acids. Lineage: Eukaryota; Metazoa; Chordata; Mammalia; Primates; Hominidae.